Didymodactylos carnosus is the source of this 1620-nucleotide messenger RNA. NCBI's taxonomy places the organism in Eukaryota, Metazoa, Rotifera, Eurotatoria, Philodinida, Philodinidae. The record is from the annotation of a GenBank genome assembly.
AUGUCUUGGCCUGAAAUAAUAACUGUUCAACAAAAUAAACGAUAUGAAUUAGUAUUAACUGGUGAAGAAAUAUCAGAUCGUCUUCAAAAAUCAGAUAGACAAUUAGAUUCUGCUCUCUACAAAUUAAAACAAUUGAAUUUUCUUGAAAUAACUCAUACUAGUCUUUCAACACUUUCAUCUGACAUCUCACAACUAUUCAAUUUAACUACACUAACAUUGACAUCAAAUAAAUUACGUGAUCUAUGUCCACAAUUAGCUGAAUUACGAAAAAUGAAACAUUUUAAUGCAUCCUAUAAUGAAUUGGAACAGAUACCUGAUCAACUUGUUACUAACUGGCUUGAAAUUGAAACAAUUAAUCUCAGUCAUAAUCGUCUAACAAAAUUAUGUUCAUUUCCUAUUGGUUUACAUAAAUUAGCUGUACUCAAUUUGGCUCAUAAUCAAUUUCAAGAUUUUCCACAAUUACCUACAGAUUUAGAUAAUUUAUCAACAUUAGAUCUGUCAUCAAAUCAAAUUGUUGAAAUACCAACAUAUUUGUCAAAUUUAUCACAAUUGAAAUUUAUUCACUUAGACAAUAAUCAAAUAAAGGAGAUACCAGUCGAAUUAUCUCAAUGUCAAAAAUUAAGAGAAUUACGUUUGAAAAACAAUCCAUUGAAAGAUAAUCGAUUGAGAAAAUUAAUUGAACAAGAUAAAUUCAAAGCAGUAUUGGAAUAUUUGGAAAAAGAUUAUUUAGAAGAACAAAAGAAACUAAACAAAAAUACACAAUCAAAAACUGAUAAAUCAAAAAUAGUUCAGUCAACAAUGAAAACAACAGAUCAAGAUCAGCAAGAGCAAUCGAUAAUUGUUGAUAAAAUCUAUGUUAUGUAUUUUGAUGAAAAAGAUUGUAAAGGAAAACAAAGUAAGUCCGUCCAUGAUUCUUAUACAGUACAGUAAAAGAAUAACUCUGAUCUAACAUCAAUAAAAGUUUAAUUAGUUACUUACGAGGGAAGGUCCCCAAGGGUGACCCUCAGUUUUGAAUGCGAUACAUAUCAGUUUGUAGAGCUCGACGAGCUGAUUACGAUGGCAUAAAGCAUUUUCCCUCAUGGCUCUAGAAGACCCGGUUUUUUGGAAAACCAGUUUUUUUGAAACCCUAAAAAGUAAGCAAAACCUUUCUUAAUGAGACAUAAUUGUAGCGCGCACAUUUCUGAUUAAAAUGAGACAUCUCCCAGCUCUACACGACCUUUCUUUGCAAAGUUAUAGAAUGUACAAAAAAAGCCCUAAAUGUUUAUUGUCAGCUCAAAAGCUACAGAAAUAAGAAGGAAUUAAUUUAGGACUUUUCUUGUAAAUUAUAUAACUUUGCAAAGAAAGGUUAUGCAGAGCUGGGAGAUGUCUCAUUUUAAUCAGAAAUUUACGGGCUACAAUCAUGUCUCAUUAAGAACGGUUUUGGUUACUUUUUAGAGUUUUUGAAAAACCAAUUUUACAGAAAAGAGCCAUGGGGGAAAAUACUUUACGCCAUCGUAAGGUUCAGCUAGAUCAAAAUUCAAGUGAAUUUUAUUUUUUCGAUUUUAAUACAUAUUCUGGUUCGUCUUUGGACGCUGAUUCCGAAUAACACAUUCCGAACUUCAAAAAUCCUUUUCUUCGUGG